UCGACAGCUUAUAACGGAACCGCACUAGAGACCUCUCACGAGGAUAUGGUGCACGAUGCUCAACUAGAUUAUUAUGGAAAGAAACUAGCAACUUGUUCUUCGGAUCGACAAGUGAAAAUCUUCGAAAUCGACGGAGAAGUUAGAAAGGAUAUCAGAACUCUGAAAGGUGGUGUUAAUUCUGUUAGUUGGGCUCCGGCAACGAUACCAGGUGCACUGGUCCAUAUUACCGGGGGUGCACCAAAUGUAAAUGUAUCCAAAAAGUUUGCUUCUGGUGGAUGUGACAACAUUAUUAAAAUUUGGACUUACAGGGAGGAUUCUAAUGAUUGGAAAGAGUGUGAAACUUUGGAAGGUCACACUGACUGGGUGCGCGAUAUUGCUUGGGCUCCAAAUGUUGGGCUUCAGAAAAAUUAUUUGGCUAGUUGUUCUCAGGAUAAGACUGUAUAUAUUUGGACUCAGGAUGCUCUAAAAGGUUGGGAAAAGAAACUUCUUCGAAAUGAAAAAUUCCCUGACGUUGUGUGGCGAGUUAGCUGGUCUUUAUCCGGUAACGUCUUGGCAGUGUCCUGUGGUGAUAAUAAGGUUACGUUGUAUAAAGAAAAUUUAAAAGGUGAAUGGGAGUCAUUAGGCGAGCUG
This is a messenger RNA of Acaulospora colombiana, 630 nucleotides long. The record is from the annotation of a GenBank genome assembly. Lineage: Eukaryota; Fungi; Glomeromycota; Glomeromycetes; Diversisporales; Acaulosporaceae.